AUGGACGACUCGAUAAUGGAUGAUUCCGUCUUUGAGGAUGACGGCUCUGACUUUGAGCCGGAGCCCCUUACACAACUUGAACAUAUCAUUAAACGUCCGGAUACAUAUAUCGGGUCCAUUGAACGUACCUCGCAGCAGAUGUGGGUGUACAGUACGGAGUCGGAUGGGAUGGAGUUCCGUGAGGUCUCGUAUGUCCCUGGUCUCUACAAGAUCUUCGAUGAAAUCGUCGUCAACGCUGCCGAUAAUAAACAAAACGAUGCCAACAUGGACGAGAUUCGCGUGACAAUUAGCCGGGAGACCGGCGAAAUUAGUGUGUGGAACAACGGUCGCGGUAUCCCAAUCGAAAUGCACGCAAAGGAGAAGAUUUACGUUCCGGAACUGAUUUUCGGUCAUUUGCUCACCUCAUCCAACUACGAUGAUACCCAGCAAAAGGUCACUGGUGGUCGUAACGGUUUCGGUGCGAAGCUCUGUAACGUCUUCUCCACCGAGUUCAGCAUCGAGACUCAGGACUCGCGGCAGAAGAAGAAAUACAAGCAAACGUGGACCAGCAACAUGACAAAGAUGGGCAAGGCGAAGAUCACCGAUGCAAAGGGUGACGACUACACCAAGGUCACAUUCAAGCCAGAUUACGCCAAGUUCGGAAUGGACGGCAUGGAUAACGACUUCGAGGCCCUUGUGAAGCGUCGUGUUUACGAUUUGGCGGGUACCGCGAAAGUGGCGGUCAAGUUGAACGGUAGCCGGGUACCCGUUCGCAACUUCAAGAAGUACAUGGAGAUGUACACCAAGGCGAUCCGUCGGGAACGUGGCGAUGAUGGCCCUGCCGCCAAGGACGAGAUUAUAACUUGCAGCCCCGAUCCUCGUUGGGAGGUCGGCUUUGCAGUCUCAGAUGGUUCCUUCCAACAGGUGUCAUUCGUGAACUCCAUUGCUACGACGUCUGGUGGUACCCAUGUAAACUAUAUCGCCGACCAGAUCUGUUCUAAAUUGGCCGAUCAAGUGAAGAAAAAGAACAAGAAUGGUGCUACUCUGAAGCCUGCUCAGAUUCGGAAUCACAUCUUCAUUUUCGUCAAUGCUCAGAUUGUCAACCCGGCCUUCACCUCUCAGACCAAGGAGCAGCUGACUACCAAGUCAUCUCAAUUCGGCAGCAAAUGUGUUCUCGAAGAGGACUUCUACAAGAAGAUCUUGAAGACGGACGUCAUGUCAAAUAUUCUGCAUUUCGCUCAGCAAAAGGCCGACCAGAUGCUGAAGAAGACCGAUGGUGGUCGCCGUGCUCGUAUGAACAACCCUAAGCUGACCGAUGCAAACAAGGCUGGUACCAAGGAUGGCCAUCAUUGCACACUGAUUCUGACAGAAGGUGACUCCGCCAAGGGUCUGGCCAUGGCUGGACGUGCGGUGGUCGGUCCGGAUCUCUUUGGUGUUUUCCCCCUCCGAGGAAAGCUGCUGAACGUCCGUGAUGCCACUUUCGAACAGAUCUCGAAGAACGCAGAAAUCCAGAACAUCAAAAACUUCCUUGGGCUGCAGCACAAGAAAGAAUACACGGAUACCCGUGGGCUGCGUUAUGGACAUCUGAUGAUCAUGACCGAUCAGGAUCAUGAUGGUUCUCACAUCAAGGGUUUGCUCAUUAACUUUUUGCAAGCCCAAUUCCCGAGCUUGUUGAGGAUCCCCGAGUUCCUCAUCGAGUUCAUCACGCCCAUCAUUAAAGUGUGGAAGGGUGACCCGAAGAAUCCAACGAAACAGCGCUCGUUCUUCACCAUGCCUGAGUAUGAGGCCUGGAAAGAGGAACACAAGCACGAACGCGGCUGGGAACACAAGUACUACAAGGGUUUGGGUACCAGUACCACCGAAGAUGCACAAGUCUACUUCCGGGACCUUGACCGCCAUCUGAAGGAGUUCCACACCAUGCAGGACAACGAGGUGGGCCUGAUUGAGCUUGCUUUCUCCAAGAAGAAGGCCGAUGAGCGCAAGGAGUGGCUGCGUCAAUUCAAGCCGGGAACCUUCUUGGAUCACUCAGUGUCCAAGAUUUCAUACACCGACUUCAUCAACAAGGAGCUCAUCCUAUUCAGUAUGGCGGACAAUGUCCGAUCGAUUCCUUCGGUCGUGGAUGGCCUCAAGCCCGGUCAACGUAAGGUUCUUUAUACUUGUUUCCGACGCAACCUGAAGAAGGAUAUGAAGGUGGUCGAAUUAGCGGGUCACGUUUCGGGUAUGACUGCGUAUCAACACGGUGACAUCUCCCUGCAGCAGACCAUCGUCGGCCUGGCACAGAGCUUCGUCGGGUCCAACAAUGUAAACUGUCUGGAGCCCAGUGGUAACUUUGGUAGUCGUCUCCAGGGUGGAUCAGACUGUGCCAGUGCUCGUUAUAUCUACACUCGCCUGUCGCCGUUCGCUCGACGUGUCUUCCAUGCUCAUGAUGAUCCUCUACUUACUUACAACGAGGAUGAUGGUGAAAAAAUCGAGCCGGAAAUCUACGUGCCCGUCGUUCCCAUGAUCCUGGUUAACGGUGCUGACGGUAUCGGCACCGGCUGGAGUUCAUCCAUCCCUAACUACAACCCCGAGGACAUCGUGGACAACCUUAAGCGACUCAUGGACGGAGAAGAAACCCGGCCCAUGCAACCAUGGUUCCGCGGAUUCACCGGUGAAGUCACCGAUGUCGGUGGUGAUCGCUUCAAGUUCAGCGGUAUCAUUAAAGAGACUGGCGAGAAGGAAGUUGAGAUCACCGAACUUCCUAUCCGGACCUGGACUCAGGACUUCAAGGACAAGCUGGAGGAUAUCAUCAAGGCUGAGAAGACUCCCUCAUUCAUCAAGGACUACAAGGACUACAACACUCAUACCAAGGUACAUUUCGUCAUCCAGUUGGACGAGAAGAACAUGAAGAGCGCCCUAUCUGAAGGCUUGGAGGAGAAGUUCAAAUUGUCUAAAACGGUGGCGACCACCAACUUGGUGGCUUUCGACCCAGAAGGUCGCAUCACAAAGUAUGCCACUGUUGAUGACAUUCUCAAGGAGUUCUAUACCUAUCGUCUCAAGUUCUACGAGAAGCGCAAGCAGUACCAGCUCUCACAGCUUCAAAAGGAGCUUGACAAACUCAGCAACCAGGCGCGCUUCGUCCAGGAGAUCAUCGAUGGAAAGCUGGUCGUCUCCAAGAAGAAGAAGAAUGUCCUUGUCCAGGAACUGAAAGACAAAGGCUACAAGGCAUUCCCUAAGGUGGCCGAAGCCGUUAAGGCUGGAGAAGAAGAGCGCGUCGUUGAGGAAGAUGAUGACGAGUCUGAUUCUCAGGACACCGAAGUUCUUUCCAGUGCCUACGAUUACCUUUUGGGUAUGGCCAUUUGGUCUUUGACCCAGGAGCGUGUCGAAAAGCUCCGCCGCCAGAUUGGCGAAAAGGAGGUCGAGGUCGACGCAUUGAUCAAGAUGUCCAAGGAAGAUAUCUGGAAGCGUGACCUCGACGAUUUCAUCGCUGAAUGGAGGUUCCAGCUUGAGGAUGAACAUCGUCGCCAGCGUAAGGUGGCCAUGAUGGGUCGGCGCACCUCCGCGAAGCUCAUGACGGCGGCUGGCCGUGGAGCGGGAGCGAAGAAGCGCAAGGCCGCUCUUGGGGAUGAUCCGGAUGAUGAGGACUUUGCGGCGCCUAAGACGAAGAAGUCCGCUGCGGCCAAGAAGGCUGAGCCUAAAGGCGGCCUCCUCAACUACCUGAAUAAGCCGGCCACGAAAUCUAAAUCUCCGCCCAAGGACGAAGACAACUCCGACGAAGACUUCGCUAUGGAAGUAAUGCCCAAGAAAAACCGUGGAGCGUCCAAGCCUCCCAAGGAGGAGGAUGAAGAUGACGAGAUGGGUCUAUCAGAAGUAGAAGAGGUCAUGCCGAAGAAGAGUCGUUCAGCACCCAAAGCCGCCGCUAAAGCCGCCCCCAAAGCGAAAGAAGUGGACGAGGACGUAAUGGAAGUCGAGGCACCUCCCAAGAGAGGCCGUCCAGCGGCCAAGGCCAAGCCUAAGCCCAAGCCCAAGGACGAGGCGGACGAGGACGAUCUUGAUGACGAUGACUUCGCGGAGAUCACGAAGGCUGAGGCGGCCAAGUCGUCCGCUCCCCCUAGCCGGUCUCGCAAACCUGUCAAGUAUGCCAUCGAGUCUGACAGUGAUGACAAUGGCGAUGAUCUCCUGGGCGAUGCUGCCGAUUCGGAAGAAGAAGACGAAGAAGUGCGUCCUGCUCGGAAGCCCGCUGGUCGGCCUGCGCGGCGGACUGCAGCCGCCAAGAAAACCUACGUGAUCGAGGACGACGACAGCGAGGACGGAGGCGAUGCUUCGGAGGAUGAUUUCGAGGAGGACAGCGACUGA
Messenger RNA from Aspergillus oryzae RIB40, 4314 nucleotides. RefSeq names its product DNA topoisomerase 2. The record is from RefSeq and is a predicted model, not a curated record. The coding region runs from base 1 to 4314 and encodes 1437 amino acids. Gene Ontology annotation, cellular component: nucleus. Gene Ontology annotation, biological process: DNA topological change; sister chromatid segregation; resolution of meiotic recombination intermediates. Gene Ontology annotation, molecular function: DNA binding; ATP binding; DNA topoisomerase type II (double strand cut, ATP-hydrolyzing) activity. Lineage: Eukaryota; Fungi; Ascomycota; Eurotiomycetes; Eurotiales; Aspergillaceae. The transcript has 3 exons.